CUCGCCGGGCGGCGGGGGGAAGGAGCCGGGCGGGGGGGAAAGAUGGCGGCGAGGUUGAGCGGCGGCGAGAACCGGCUGGUGUCGCUGCCCCUGUCCCGUAUCCGUGUGAUCAUGAAGAGCUCGCCGGAGGUCUCCAGCAUCAACCAGGACGCGCUGUUCCUCACCGCCAAAGCCACGGAGCUUUUUGUUCAGUAUUUGGCUGCAUACUCCUACAAACAUGGCAAAGGCAAGGAGAAGAACGCUUUAACUUACAGUGACCUGUCUCAUACUGCAGAAGAGUGCGAGACCUUUCAGUUCCUUGCAGAUAUCCUGCCAAAGAAGAUCCUAGCUAGCAAAUAUCUAAAAAUGCUUGAAAAAGAGAAGCAAGAUGGAGACAUGGGUGAAGAUGAUGAAGAGGAUGAGGAGGAAGAGGAUGAAGAUGAAGCUGUUGAAGAUGUUGGAUCUUAAGUCUGUGGAGAAUUGCUUCAUAGUUGAUCCAUUUUCUGUUUUGUAAAAGAUGUUAUUUUUGUGACUGAGAAUCCAGAUGCUGGAUAUAUUUAUACACUGAGCCAUCUGCUUUUGCUUUAAGAAGUUGAGAAAUUGAACUUUACACUUGUUGAAGAAUGGAAUUCUUUCUUCAGAAACACGGUGGGGUAAGAAGAGCUAAUAUAGAUCAUAAAAGCCAUAGAAUGGAUUGGGUUGGAAGGGAUCUUAAAGAUCAUCCAGUUCCAACUCACCUGCCAUAGGCAGGGACACCUUCCACUAAAGCAGGUUGCUCCAGGCCCUGUCCAGCGUGGCCUUGAAUAGUGCCAGGGAUGGGGCAGCCACAGCUUCUCUGGGCAACCUAUGCCAGCACCUCAGCACCCUCAUAGUGAAGAAUAUUUUCCUAAUACCUAAUGUCAGUCUCCCCUCUGUCAGUUUAAAGCCAUUCCCCCUUGUCUUGUCACCACAUGCCCUUGUCCAAAGCCCCUCUCCAGGUUCCUUGUGGCUACUUUAGGCACUGGAAGCUGCUCUAAGGUCUCUCCAGGGCCUCCUCCAGGCUGAACCAGCUCUCAGCCUGGCUCCAGAGCAGAGCUGCUCCAGCCCUUGCAGCAUCUCCAUGGCUUCCUCUGGGCUCACUCCAGCAGCUCCACAUCCCUCUUGUGCUGUUGCCCUAGAACUGGAUCAGGACUGCAGGAGGGGUCUCACCAGAGUGCUGCAGAGGGGCAGAGUCCCCUCCCUCAACCUGUUGCUCAUGUUCCUUUUGAUGCAGCCCAACACACAGGUGGUUUCUGGGCUCAAGCGCACACUGCCAGCUCAUGUUGAGCUUUUCAUCAACCAACACCCCCAAGUCCUUCUGCUCUCAAUCCAGGCUCUGCCCAGCCUGUGUUUGUGCUUGCUGUUUGUGCUGUGACCCAGGUGCAGGACCUUGCAUUGGCCUUGUCUAAUCUGACAGCAGAACUUGCUCAGGUUAUUUAAAAUUACUUCUUCAGACAAUCAUUAUCCAAAUGUAAAAUUUCCAAAGGGCAGCUUUCAGUCCAAAAGCUCUUUCACCCUCUGACUAGAACAGGUUCCUUCCCCGUCCUUAGAGCGGACGAUGAGGUAAGGGGAAGUGUUUUAUACAGUGUUUACUAUCCUCAGCUUUCUCCUCCUCAGGGAGCAAAUAACCAAUCGAACUCUCACUUUUCUGGGACUGUGCUGGGGCAUUACUAUAGACCAAACCAAUUAAAAGAGUCUUCUGUAAAAACUGCUCCUUCUGUAAUGCAGCCCAAAUAGCCAUGUCAGCACAGGAACUGAGUAGAGGAUGAGAUGUGUUCCAAGACCUAAUGUGUUUCUGCAGCUGUGGUGGUAUACAGUACAUGUGUGUGUUAGAUAAUGAUGUAAAUAUGUACAUCUAGAACCUUUAACUGUACAUGUAGAAACUUCAGUGAACUUUACUUCUUGAAUUUGUCUCAAGUGUUCUUACCAAAAUGCACACUGAAGUCUGUUAGAUGUGGAUUGGUGAGGAUGAGCAACCCUUUUCCCUAUUGAGUGACAGAGUUGGAUUUAUCAUUUAGGUUUGUUUUGUUGGGUUUUUUACUAGAGAAAUGGUAACCGUCCUGUGUAGACCUUUAUAUGCAACUUAUUAAAAAUAAAUGUUUUGUAUGAAAAGUGA
Molecule: messenger RNA, 2113 nt
Organism: Pezoporus occidentalis (night parrot)
Lineage: Eukaryota; Metazoa; Chordata; Aves; Psittaciformes; Psittacidae
Gene: CHRAC1
Product: chromatin accessibility complex subunit 1
Exons: 3
Coding region: 43-447 (134 amino acids)
Biological process (GO): chromatin remodeling; DNA-templated DNA replication
Cellular component (GO): CHRAC; nucleus
Molecular function (GO): protein heterodimerization activity
Source: RefSeq, a predicted model, not a curated record